This is a messenger RNA of Diceros bicornis minor, 3063 nucleotides long. It is a transcript of the gene DNAJB12, whose product is annotated as DnaJ heat shock protein family (Hsp40) member B12. The record is from RefSeq and is a predicted model, not a curated record. Gene Ontology annotation, biological process: cellular response to misfolded protein. The transcript is spliced from 9 exons. Gene Ontology annotation, cellular component: endoplasmic reticulum membrane. Bases 75 to 1205 code for a protein of 376 amino acids. Lineage: Eukaryota; Metazoa; Chordata; Mammalia; Perissodactyla; Rhinocerotidae. Gene Ontology annotation, molecular function: Hsp70 protein binding.
CGACGCGCCGGCGGCUGGCGCAGCCCUUCGUUCGCCCGGCCUCCCCCUCCCUGGUUCCGCUCUCUGGUUCCGCCAUGGAAUCUAACAAGGAUGAAGCCGAGCGCUGUAUUAGCAUCGCCCUCAAGGCCAUCCAGAGCAACCAGCCCGAGCGGGCGCUCCGCUUCUUGGAGAAGGCGCAGCGGCUGUACCCGACGCCACGAGUUCGCGCCCUGAUCGAGUCACUCAACCAGAAACCACAGUCUGCCGGUGACCAGCCCCAACACACAGACACAACCCGUGCAACCCAUAGGAAAGCCAGUGGAGCCGACACCCCUGCUGCUAACGGUGAAGCUGGAGGAGGAGAGAGCACCAAAGGCUACACUGCGGAACAAGUAGCGGCCGUGAAAAGGGUCAAGCAGUGUAAAGAUUACUACGAGAUCCUGGGGGUGAGCAGAGGGGCCUCAGAUGAGGACCUGAAGAAGGCCUACCGCAAACUGGCCCUCAAAUUCCACCCGGACAAGAACCACGCACCUGGCGCCACUGAAGCUUUCAAAGCCAUUGGCACAGCGUAUGCGGUACUUAGCAAUCCAGAGAAAAGGAAGCAGUAUGACCAGUUCGGUGAUGACAAGAGCCAGGCAGCCCGGCAUGGCCAUGGGCAUGGGGACUUCCACCGUGGCUUUGAGGCUGACAUCUCCCCUGAAGACCUCUUCAACAUGUUUUUUGGCGGUGGCUUCCCAUCUAGUAAUGUCCAUGUCUACAGCAACGGCCGCAUGCGCUAUACCUACCAGCAAAGGCAGGACCGCAGGGAGAACCAGGGUGACGGCGGGCUUGGGGUGUUUGUCCAGCUGAUGCCCAUUCUCAUCCUGAUCCUCGUGUCAGCUCUCAGCCAGCUCAUGGUCUCCAGUCCACCCUACAGUCUGAGCCCAAGGCCGUCGGUGGGCCACAUCCACAAGCGAGUCACUGACCACCUGAAGGUCAUCUACUACGUGGCAGACACCUUCUCUGAGGAGUACACAGGCUCCAGCCUCAAGACAGUAGAACGGAACGUGGAAGAUGAUUAUAUCGCCAACCUCCGAAACAACUGCUGGAAGGAGAAGCAGCAGAAGGAAGGCUUGCUGUACCGGGCCCGAUACUUCGGCGACACAGAUAUGUACCACAAAGCACAGAAGAUGGGUACCCCAAGCUGUAACCGACUAUCAGAGGUGCAGGCCUCCCUACAUGGAUAGUCCUGGGCCAGCCACGCCACUGAGGUCCAAACCAUGAAAUCCCUGGAGAAUUUUUGGUGACAUGCACUGAGCCAAGGUGAUGGACUGUAUGUUUAAGGAAAGACAUAAAAAGAAAAAAAUUAAAAUGGAAUUGGAGGCCGAACAUCACACAACUGCCCUCUCUCUCACCCAGUAAAUGCAGAAAGCUCUUAGGACAGACAGGAAAACCUGCCCCAGGGCUGCUUCCCUUCCUCCUGGGGCUGGCAGAGGCUCCGGCUUCACACUGGCUCUCUCCUAGGAUACGGAAACCAUGGCAACGAAAGUAGAAUGUAAAACUUGCAGCAAAUGUCUGUGGGAAGGGCUGGGGGAGGGGGUGCCCGACUGCCUUUCUUCCCCCUCCCAGGAGUCACCACGGGUCACCUCUCAGUGGAAGCCAGUCAGAGGCGUUGGCCAAGGAUAGAGAGGAGGAAAGAGAACUCUCCGUAGAAUGUAAUCCAUAGAUGCGUGUAUAUGUAUAUAUAUAUCUAUUUAUAUGUAAAUAGCAUAUAUGAAGAUAUAUAUAUAUAUAGUCUACUUUUUAAACUAUGCAGGGGUUUGGUUAAGUUGUUUAGCUGAUUUCUUCCCUGUUUUAGAGAACAAGGCCUGUUUGGGGAAGGCAAUCUAGCCCUUCAAAGGCGAGACAUUAGCCGUAGCUGACCGUGUGAGGCAAGUCGGGGCAUAGCUUUUAAUGUUCCCCUCAACCCCAGCCUGUUUUUGACGGCAGCAGUAAUCAUGAUAGUAUAAAUCUGUGGAAAACUUCUGAUCGAGUUACCAGGUUUAUGGUUGAGCUGGAGGGGAGCAGGCUGUGGGGGGAGAAAGUGCCCCAGGGCCAGAUGCCGGGUCAGUACUGAGUCAUGGCAGAGGCCGCAGACAGCCUGUGGGGGUAAGACCACCCACCUCAAGCUUUGCCCAACUCAGGUGGGCUCUUUUUCCUGGUGCCCAGGAGCCCCCUGACCCCCUGCCACAAAGAACAGCAGGGUUGGAGAGGGAGGCCAGCCCUUAGUCCCUAAGUGGGUUUUGCCUUAUAGGUGCCACAGGGCACAGCUCCAUUGUUGCCACUGGUUUUUCCUAAGUCGUGCACCAAGGACUCUAGAAGGCUCUUCCUCCAAGAGUCAGCCAGGUGGUGCCCAGGCCCCCAGGGCAGCAGCCAGCUCCUGAAGGAAGUCCGUGCCUGUGGGCACCUCUGUCUCCACCCUCCACGGCCGCGUCGCCACCCAGCCUUCUCUUGCAUUUGGACACAGGAUGCGCCUGAAGCAGAAGGGUUUUCUCAUCCUCACCUUCAAAGGAGGACUUUGCUCAGAACAGCAGUUGCUGCCAGGAGAGGGGAGGGAGGUUUAUUUAUUCCCACAGUUUAUACUGAGCCUUUUGGAAUUACCGUCUUUCCCAAAUUUUCCUCUGGCAGUGGGUGUCAUUGAGCCCAUCACCUUCCAAAGCCUUACUUCCCCAAGCUGCCAGCUGGGGGCUGAUCACCAUCCUCCUGAAGUCUCUCUUGGCUCUUUUUUUUAAAGUCCCCCAACAAAUAGGAUUCUUGCUAGGAAGGAAAGCUUGGUAAAGAAACGUCACAUCUGGUUUUUGAACAAGGUCCUGCCCUGUGAUGAAGCGGCCACCCCAUCCCAGAGAGAUGACAAGAACUGGACGUGGGCAAGAGUGCCCCACCUGCGGUGGCCCUGGUGCUCUGCCCCCACCACCCCGACCGUCUGGUCUCAGUAGAUGUCCUUAGACGGGCUGAGCCAUGUGCAAUAAGAACAUAGAUCCUAAGGGAUCCCCUGAGAAGCUGUAUUUCUUGAAUUAGAAUUCUGAAAUUGUACAUCUAUAAAUAUAUGUUUAUUAUGUGAUUGGC